Biomphalaria glabrata is the source of this 12647-nucleotide messenger RNA. Its product is annotated as protein furry homolog. Lineage: Eukaryota; Metazoa; Mollusca; Gastropoda; Planorbidae. Gene Ontology annotation, cellular component: cell cortex; site of polarized growth. The transcript has 68 exons. The record is from RefSeq and is a predicted model, not a curated record. The coding region runs from base 207 to 9137 and encodes 2976 amino acids. Gene Ontology annotation, biological process: neuron projection development; cell morphogenesis.
UUGCUGUUCCGGGUUAUACCAUAGUUUGUUGACAAUGAAUUCAAUAGCCAUAACUCCUAAACCAUACUAGAUCUAUAUCUACUAGGUCUAGUCACUAUAACUAAAGAUCUAGAUUCUAACAUUACUUGGAUGAUAUCUUGAAUUUGUUGAGAAUGCUUAAUAAAAUUUAAUAUUUGAAUAACAGAUCUCAAUAUUUCAAAUAAAAAAUGUCACAUCCCACAAGUCAAACUGGUGGUUCAUUGCAAGCCUCACAGUCACAGAAUAUAGGAACUGAUAUUGUCAAAUUUCCAUGGCGGCGAGAAUCAAGUCAAGAUAUUGUUAUCGUGGGAGUUAACAAGGAGUCUAAACCUGGGGAGUUUAUUUUGCAGAAUUUGUUUUUGGAAUUUUGUCGAGUGACAGAGAGGCGAAUAGAAAUCGUUUUAGCAGAACCACUUGAAAAACCAUUGUCCAAAUCACUUCAGCGAGGUGAGGAUCCUCAGUUUGACCAGGUACUUAGUGCUCUUGGCAAUGUGGCGGAACAUUGUCUUCCAUCCAUUCUGAAGACACUCUAUGCCUGGUACCAGCGUCAGAUGAAGGAGGACAGUCCUCUCCUUGACACCAGACAGAGACACAGGAGUAAAGGGAGCAAAGACUAUCUUUGUGAACGACGAGAUCUUGCUCUGGAGUUUGUCUAUUGUCUUGUCCUCAUAGAAGUUUUAUCCAAGCUGUCCUACCAUCCAGGCCAUGAGGAUCUUGUUGGUUAUCUCAUUGACCAGUGCUUCAGACAUUUUAAAUACAGGGAUGGACUGCAGUCCAAUCCGAAUGCACCAAACAUCAACAUCAUUGCUGACCUCUACGCUGAAGUUGUUGGUGUGUUAGCUAACUCAAGAUUUCUGGCUGUGCGCAAGAAGUUUAUGAAUGAGUUGAAGGAACUGAAGCUAAGAGACCCAACCCCCUACACAGCACAGAGUAUCAUCAGUCUGCUCAUGGGCUUGAAGUUUUUUAGAGUCAAAAUGCACCCAAUCGAAGAGUUUGAGCUGUGUGUACAGCUGCUGUUAGAGUUGGGGCACUACUUCCUAGAAGUCAAGGACAGAGACAUCAAGCAUGCUCUAGCUGGACUCUUUGUGGAGAUUUUACUUCCAGUGGCUGCUACUGUGAAAAAUGAAGUCAACAUACCUGUGUUGAAAAAGUUGGCAGAAGAUCUCUACUCUGUGACUGUCGACAUGGCAACCAGAAGGAAACAUACUUUGCAUCUAUUUCCUCUAGUCACAUGUUUGCUGUGUGUAAGUCAAAAACAGUUUUUCCUUAACAACUGGCACUACUUUCUGUCAAUGUGCCUGUCACAACUAAAAAACAGAGACGUGAAAAUGUCUCGUGUUGCCCUCGAGUCUCUCUACAGGCUACUCUGGGUUUAUAUGGUGCGCAUCAAGUGUGAGAGCAACACUGCAACUCAGAGCAGACUGCAGAGCAUUGUGAACAGUUUAUUCCCCAAAGGCUCUAGACUGGUUACCCCAAAAGAUAUGCCACUCAACAUUUUUGUAAAGAUCAUUCAGUUCAUUGCCAAGGAGAGAUUAGAUUUUGCAGUUAAAGACAUUAUAUUUGAUCUUCUUUGUGUGGGGAGAAAUAACCAGUUUCUGAAACCUGAGCGUAUGAGUAUAGGACUGCGUGCAUUCCUGGUUAUUGCUGACAGUCUUCAACAGAAAGAUGGGGAUCCACCUAUGCCUCAGUCAACAUCAACAUUACCGUCAGGGAGUACAGUGAGAGUGAAGAAAACGUUCCUCAACAAGAUGCUGUCUGACUCAACGGCUAAGUCUAUUGGUCUAGCUCCUUACUACCCCUACAUCCUCAAGACAUUUGACUCCAUUCUACGGGCGCUAGACCUACAGGUUGGACGCUCACUUCUUAUGACCAAAACAGAGAAUGCUAACAAGGAACCUGAAGAAAUGAUCACUGGAGACAGGAAGUCAAAGCUGGAUUUGUUUCGCACUUGCAUUGCUGCCAUUCCUCGACUUAUUCCCGAUGGGAUGACACCUCCCGAGCUAGUGGCUCUAGUCACUCGACUCAAUGUUCAUAUGGAUGAAGAGCUGAAAGGUUUGGCAUUCCAAGCACUCCAAAAUCUGAUGUCUGAGUCUCCAUCUUGGAGAGAACAAGUUAUUCAUGGUUUUGUUCAGUUCAUUCAGAAAGACAUUAGCGACACCAAGCCAGCUCUAGUGGACAAUACACUCCGACUUCUAUCUCAGUUGUUAAUUCAGUGGAAGUCAACCAUGACAACACCUGGACCUAAUCAGCAAGCUAUGAAGGAUCCGACCCACGGGCAUGCCAAUGUUGAUGUGCUCCAUGAAGUGGAAGGACUGUGUUUGGUCAUGAUGUGUAGCUGCCGUGUAGUCACCAGAAAACUGGCUCUGCAUCUCUUGCGAGAAGUCAGAAAUAUUUUCAACAUGUACACGGAUGAACAGUUUAACAUAAGUAGCCUGCUGGAGGUCACAGACAAAGCUUGUCCUGCUGUGCUGGAAAAACUGAUGCCACUCUUACCACCGUCUGAAAAACCGAUCCUCCUGACCCUACCCUCCGUAGACUUGGCCUGGGUCAUGGACAGGGCAGUCACCUUGUGGCUUCCAGCAGGUGGAGGAAGCAUGCAGGAUGGAAACCAGAUAAACUACAGCUUUCAUCGAGUGGACAUGUGGAUUCGCUGCGUGGCUGAGUUUGCUUCCCGGGAGCAUGCACAACACUCGUGCCCCCACGCAGUUAGUCAUGCCUGGCCAAUAGUGUUUACAAGGCUCAAUGCUUUAUUUCCCCUUGUGGAUCCAAGCAACCAGACAGAACAAACAAGAGGCUCCUCCAUAUUGCGGUCCAGUAAAAAAGGCACAUCAGAGAAAGAUGUCCACAUGCAGUUAUGGCAGAACUAUGUGAUACUUGCGUGCACCAUUGCCAUGCACAGUGCUGGAUUACCCCAAAGAUGCUCCUCUCCUGAACUAGGUGUGGCCUCCUCUCCUGAAUCAACCUCAGACAAGUCUCCCACUAUUCAGGCAUGCACUGCUUCAAAUUUAUUCCAACGGCUGGUCCCCUUGAUGAGAUGUGACAGCUCUGACUUGAGAGACACCAUUGUUAAUGGCUUAGGUUACUGCAACCCUGGAGUUUUUAAGGAUUUAGCCGAGGAAUUGCUUCCCUUUUUAAAAGAGGCCAUCGACAAAAAACAAGACAAUUUGAGACGCCGAAGAAAGAGAGACAUCCUGAGAGUACAGUUGGCGCACAUCUUUGAACUGAUGGCUGAAAAUAAAGCUUUUGCUCAGAAUGAGUCAGGCAUUAUUGACAUGGAGACAGGCUCACUGACCUCUAUGUUUGUGGAUUACAUUGAUGGAGCUCGCCAAUACUUAGAGGGGGAAAAUGACAGAGACUUGCCAAUACUGCAAGAAAUUAGACUGCACUUCAGUGGAUUUAUUCAACACUUAAUUUGUAAUACUCCAAUGGAGUACAGAAAAAACUUACUGUCCAGAGACCUGCGCUACAGUCUGUUUCAUUUGUUUGCCAAUUGGAGUGGUCAUUUUAACUUGCCUUAUGGACCAGGAGAAAAAAGACACAACAAAGAGGACAAAUGGAGUGAACAGGAGAUCUCAGCCGUCCGCGCCAUGUCAGCUGUUCUCUGCUGUGGGAAAGUCUUUGAUCCCAAUGGACUAAAUGAUGAUGGCUAUAUCUACCAUUGGCUGGACACAUUGCUGAGUUCCCAGGAUGAGAAAAUCUACGAGCUGGCUAAAGAAACUGUAUUUCUGCUGUUGGAUUUCAACUCAGAGACACAACUUUUGCUUGACUGGGUGAUAGACAGGUGUUAUACUGGUCACAAUGAAGUGGCAGAUGGAUGCUUCAAUGCACUGGCUGCAGUUUUCCAAACCAGGGAAUAUCCCUGUGACCAUGUAGCGAUGCUGAACUUGGCCGUCCUUAAUGUAGGAAGUCCUCGAAUGUCUACUCAUGAAACAGCCAUACAACUGUUACAUCUUCUGGACCUCAGAUUUUUCCAAGUAGCUCCGGUGUUUAGAGAUGCUAGCGAAGAAUCUAUUCCACCUCUCACUGCCCUAAAUGACACUUUGCUAGCUGUCUCCUACUGCAACUCCCAGAUUUUUAUAUCUGACCAACUUGCCAGGAUGCACACAGAUUUGACAAUGCCAAUGUUUUCAGAAAUAACUCAGAGAUUCCAUACGGCACGGCCAUCAGUCAGACAGACUUUGCUGAAAUACCUUCUUCCCUGGCUUCACAACAUGGAGCUGGUUGACCCUUCUCUCCCCCAGACAUCACCCUUGACCUCAUUUCUGACCAGGCUUAGCGACGCCCAAUCAGAAGUUUUUGUUCCGCCACUGAAGGGGGAGGGCUGGGGCUCAACCCAGGCCACUGAGAUGGUCCUGAAUAACUUAUUUUAUGUGACAGUAACAUUUGGAGAUGAACACCCACUGGAAAUUGAAGCCUUAUGGGCAGCGCUGGUCUCCUGUUGGCCGUCGAACCUUAAAGUCAUCAUCAGAUAUUUGGUUAUCAUCACCAACAUUGCAGCCACUGAUCUCUUGCCUUAUGCUAAAAGAGUUGUGACCUACCUUGGGAGAGCCAAACCUGAAAAACUUGUUGAUGAGCUAAUGAAUGAACUGCAGACUGUGGAGACUCUCAAUGUCAACAUAGAAAGAACACAGACUCCACCAUUUUAUCGGUUGUCCAGUAUUAAGAAAAUGGCUUCUGGAAAUAAUGCUGCCGAUGAUGAGAAGCAGGUCAGCCCACCCAUGGACUACCAGUUGGAGAAAGGAAUACUGCAUACAAAGCGACACAGUGCUAAUGAUGAUGUUCAACAUGAGAGCACUCCAAGGACUAAUUCAACAGCUUCCUUGAGAAGUAUCAACAGCAACAGUACAGGUUCUACAGCUGAACAGCCUGGAGAUGAUGAUGUGAUUGGUCCAGCGCCAUCCAGAAUUGGAGUAGAGAUGAGGAGGAGUGAAUCACCAGCACCCUACCCACUUCCCAUGCCAGCCUAUGGAGGAUAUUUUGCCCCCCUGAAUGAAUGUCUUCCAGAGAACUUCACUCCCACUCCUGGAUUUCACAGAAGUAACAUUGCUGUCAUGUUUCUUUGUGAUCUGGUUUUGGAUGGUAUGGAAGUGGACUGGUCACCUCACCUUCCUCUCAUGUUACACAUUAUAUUCCUGGGCUUGGAUCAUUCUAGAGCUCUAGUUUAUGAGCACUGCAAGAAAUUGCUGCAGAAUCUUCUGUUGCUGGCUGCCUCCCAGGAGCAAGUCUCUCAAACAACAUCACGUCUGCUGCUGUCAUACAGAAGCUCAGUGGCAGACACAUUGAAGGUCAUCUCAGAAGAUAGAGAUGCUCAGCUUACACUAGAAACCCCUUCCAGAGACCCUUACAUCCAGUACAUCACCAAGUCCACAUUCAGCAUUGAUAGCAGUGCCACUGUCACACCAGACAGCACCAGUGACUACACAGAUCCUGAGAUGCUCAAUACGGUUGAGGAAGUCAUCAGGGCCAUGCUCAAUUUUAUGGAGUCCAGGAAAGGGAGACCACUAUGGAGUUCAGAAGACAUUACACCAAAAAUGUUAAACACCCAGAGUGCCACUCACUUGGGCUACUUCCUGAAGUACACUGUGAAAUGUUUCAAAGAGCUAUCCCCCCUUGCCCUCCUAGAACAGAGGUGGUCUCUUGUGGCGCUACAGUUGGCCCUGUCCUGUUCAUCCCGCCACUACGCUGGUAGAUCAUUUCAGAUCCUGAGAGCCCUCCUGAUUCGUCCAUCCACCCAGAUGUUGUCAGACAUACUUUCUCGGCUUGUUGAGACCGUGGCUGAGCAAGGAGAAGACAUGCAAGGCUAUGUGACUGAGAUGAUGCUGACCCUAGAGGCUUCUAUCGAUAACCUUGACCUUGAGUUUAGACCUAUUGACUUUAUGAGAGAGCUCUUCAUGUCUACUCCCAACCUUGCUAAAGAUUUCGGAGACUCCCGAAGGAGCGCAAUCACUGCACCCAAACAUGCCCAGGCUCACCACGCUCGUAGCACCAGCUACACUGUCUCGGCCUAUACACAAAGAGCUUACGCUGGAGGGGGGUGCCCCAAGUGUGCAUACCAUGCCAGGCGCAGGAGAUUUUUGAAUGCAUCUAAGGGGGAUGGAAGAAUCCGAAGCUGUACCGAAGGUGAAAGUCGCAAGUCCAACCUGGCACGUUCCCGCUCGGCGCAGUCUUUGAAAAAUCUGGACCAGACUGGAACAGAAGAUAAACUAACUUUAGUCACACAGAUGUUCUGGAUCACUGUGUCCCUACUGGAAUCAGACUAUGAAUAUGAAUUUACAUUGGCUGUUAGGCUCUUAGAUAAAAUUCUCUGCCACCUUCAACCCGAGAGGCCGGAGUGUCGAGAUAAACUGGAUAAAGUGUUGAAUCAAAUCAAAUGGCCAAACUUCCCUGGGGUGUAUAUUCUUCUCAUGAAAGGCUGUACCUCCCACAUGGCUGCUGAAUCUACAUGGGCCUUACUCUCAAAGAUCAUCCUCUGUGUCAACUCUCCCAUCAUUGACCCUUCUGGACAUCUUGGCUUCCCAUUGAUUACUAUAGCAUUACUGCCAUAUCUGGUCCACAACUAUGAGAACCCUAGUCAGAUAUGUCGAGACGCUGCAGACCGCGUGGCUCAGAUGUGCAGUCAUCAGGGCGACCGGCUAACAAAUCUGGCCACUGUCAUGUCUCUCUAUAGUAGAGGCACUUUUGGCAAGGACAGUUUUCAGUGGACCAAGUGUGUGGUGAAAUAUUUGUUGGAUGUGUAUGCCUCUAGUGCCAUCAGCAUGGUCACAUUUUUGGUAGAGGUUCUAGAGAAAGGACAGCAACUCUAUCAGACAUCUUGUCUGCAGAUUCUUUACUGCAUGGUUCAUUACCUUGACAUUGCCUCAGCACCAAGUUCAUUUUUAAACCUUGAACUUUUUCAUUCAAUCAACAAGCAUGUGCAGACCAACAACUGGAGAGAGGCUCUGAAGAUCCUUAAACUUGCUGUCACCAGGUCUUCCACUCUAGCCACUCCACCACCAUCUGUUCAAUCCUCUGUCAUAUCCAACGACCUUACAGUGUUUCCUGCACACACAUCAUUUGCAGAAGCUGAAAGUUUAACCAAAUUUAGCAAGGAAUUGCCAGGUCGAACACUUGAUUUCACCAUAGACUUGUCCAGAACCCCCAUUAUUGGCCGCAAGUUUUUCUCACCCGACAACUUCAAACAGUCACCACCUGAUGACAAGGACAAGCCACCAUCAACCAGUGGCUCUGCUGUGUCACUGUCACGAAAACCUUCCAACAAUCAGGACAUCGACUCUGUGUGGCGACGUCCACAAGCUUCUCAGGCAAGAGUUCGAGAAAGACUGGUGAAUCUACUGACUUGCUUUGGCCAGCGUGUUGGUCUUCCCAAGAGUCCAUCUGACACAGUUAUCAAUAAGGUCAUAUUCAGCCAGUCUAGUGACACACUCGACCACCAGCCCAGUGUUGGAGGGUCCAGUGGGGAGGAGACGUCUAUCCCUGAGGCAUCAUCAAAUGACACUUUGAUAGGGAAUGAAAGCAGUGGCAAUGAAUUGAUGGUCACAUUUAAAGGUUUUGACUUCUUGGACAAUGAAUUGGAAGAAUCUGAGUCAGAAGAUUUCUUCUCUCAACUGGUGGACAGACGCCAUUCUCUUCACCUAGAGCCAUCCCCUACCACUUCAGGACGUCCUAACUUUGGCAGUGAGCCUAACCUCCAGAUGAUUAGCAGCAAUCUUAUAAAGAGGUCAUCUCCGCGGGACAGUGCCACAGAGGAGCCUUCGACAGAUGAUGAGUCUGAAAGCUCUGAACAGGAAACAAGUGCUGCGACAGCGACAGAUUCCAUUCCUGGGUCAUCGUCAAGACAAGAUAACUUCAUUGGUCGCUUACGGUCUAGUCCACUCACCACUUCAACGCAAAGUCUGGCCAGCAAUUCUCCAAGUGAAACAGAUACAGUGGAUCUCAAUUGUAGUCAAGCUUCCCCUGCAUUUUCUCAGCUGUCAACAUUUUUACCAAACCUUCAAGCUGAUGAGCUUGAAGAAGCCUGGAGAAAUCAUGUUGCUAAGGUUACUGUGGAGUGUUCAGUCAGUCAUGUUGGGAAAACGUGCCAGAUUUUUCCUAAACUUUUCAGAGAACUGCGCAAGCGUUUAACUACGAUGACAAAAGAAGCAUGUUAUUAUAUUUCAAAGUCUGAAAAUUUGAAGCCAGUUACAUCCCAAAUAGGUAAAGUGUUGGAGCUGGUCCACGAACAGUUGGAGUGUCCUUUCUUUUACUCAGAGUCUGACUCGAUGUUAGGCACCAGACUAGUGGACAGACACAGGUUCUGUGUGCUGGAGAUACAGGAAUGUUUCCAGAUUUACUCAGCUAAGAAAGACCAGGCUGAACAAAGUCUGGAGACUCUCAAAUCAAGUAUCAAACAACAGUCAUUGGGAGAUGGAGGCUCAUACAUUAUGGCAGGAGAGGAACAGCAACUAGAACUGUGCCAGAAGCUGUACAAACUCAUCUUCCAACUAGUUUUGCUCUUUGAGUCUUACCUAAAACUCCUGGAUGUUUUCCAAAUGGUCACAGCUUCACCACAGGUAUCUGAUGUCUCCAGCCAAGUGAUGUCCAUCAGGAAAGAGCUUCACAUUUCAUUACAAGAGCUGGACAAUGGUCAGGCAUCUCCUUUUAAUGUGGACACAAUUAGCAAACAGGAAGGUGUGAUAGCACUGGCUGAAUAUCUCCAGGGAGGUCAAUACUUGAAAGCUAUUCAGAUUUUAAGAUGUUUCAGGUCUUCCUGGCCCAACGAUGUAUUUGGUAUGACCACAGAGGAUGAUGUCAUGACUCUGCUCAAUAUUUACUGCAGCAGUUUGGCUGAGAAGAAACAAGGUUUAUUUGCUCUGACUAGAACAAGUUUGGAGCUGACCCCAUUGUACAGUCAGUUGAUGGACAUCAAUAUCAAACUUAGCUCCAGCUCUUUGAUCUCAGCCUCAGCUGCUGCAAUCAGCCUGGCAGCCACAACAUUGAUACUCUCAUCUCCAUCUUCACCUAGAGGAGCAGGUAGCAGUAGAGACAGUGGAGGCAGUGGAGAUGGUAGCUUAAGAACUAUAUCUGAAGAACAUCGACGGCUGGAGCUUCUCUUGAAGUCCUCUGAUUCCAGUAUAUUAUGACUAUAGAUGAAUGACUCCGAAAAGAAUUUGGAUUGAGCAAUAAUAGAGGCUGUUUUCAGAAUAAGACAAUUUUUGAAUGAAGUUUUUACCUCAAAACAUCCCCUCAGACUCUAUAUAUGAAUGAGCAGCUUUCUGUUUGAAUUCAACAUUUCUGUUGAAUUGGUGAGAGCAGUUUGGAACAAUAUUCAUCCAGAUUUAGAAAGUCUUAAAGGAUGAGUUUGUUCCAAACUAUUUUUGCAUUUGUUAAAUAAGUUGACAGAACAUGUGAAGAUUGAAUGCACCUGCUACAAGUUGCUUUCUGUUAAUAAACAACUGUCAUGUUCCUUAUUUUUAUAGUCAAAGUUAGUCUUAAGUCAUUUUUAUUCAAUUUUUGUUAAUAUGUUUUGAAUUCCAUAGAGAAUGCUCUCUUUGUGUAUGUGUGUGUUUGAUCAAAUCAAAUAGUUUUUAAAAAAAAACAACACAGCAGUUGUCCAGCAAAAACAAAUUACUUUUUCACUUAGUGGACUUAGUAAAGGAACAUUGUAAAAUUAAAGAAAAACAAGUUCUCGUGACUCUCAACAAAUUUGAUGCUGUUUAUCUCUGAAAUGUGGUACUAAUUUGACUAGCAUAGGUGAAGUGUGCUCAUUAAUCAAGUUUUGCCUGUCCAUGUCAUCAUGUAAGUUUAAAGCCAGAGAGAUAGCUCGUGAAGUUGAAAUUCUUAAUGAUUGAUUACUUGACCUCUUAUACUAGUAAAAAAGUAAAGUUCCCCCUUUCAGACCUUGUGGUCUAUAGGGCAGAUGGUGUAAAGAGUAUCUGAUUCUGUGGCCUGCGGUUAAUGAGGGUGUCAUGUGGCCAGCACAACGACCAACCGCCUUUACUUUUCCCCAACUAAUGUCAGGUACCCAUUAGAGCUGGGUGGACUCAGAGGCACCCGAAGAUCCCGAAAUUUAAAAUUCCAUUCUUCACCAGGAUUCAAAUGCCGGACCCUGGUUCAGAAGCCAAGCAUUUUACCACUCAGCCACCGCACCUCCUCCUCUUGUACUAAUACCAUCUAAAAGUUUUUAAUAUCAUUUCUACUUUUCCAAUCUAGUUACGAACCUAGUUCAUAAAAAGUAUUGAAUGAAAAAAAAAAGGAUAAAUGUGCUGAGACUUUGUUGGCCUUUGCAUCCUUUCAAAGAAGAAAAAGCUGGGGUUUUUUUUAUAGGUUUCUUUUUCAUUUAUUUUUAUUUUUUGAUGUUUUUCUUAUUUCCUGUGAGUAUUUAUUUGAUUUCUUUAAAAAAAAAUAUUUUCUGUUGAACUGUUUUACAUCUGUUGUCAUUACUUGAACACAAUACAAUUGGACAGUGUUUUGAACUGUUAUGUAAAGAUGAUACUCUUUGUUGUGAUUCGUUAUUUAUAGUAACACAGUCACAUGUGAAUCUCAAAUUGCUAACAAGAAAGUGAAUUAAAAUUCUGUAUCAUAGAUAUUUGCUGAAAAUCAAAUGUGCAUGAAUUGGACUUCUUGGAACUACAUAUGAAUACUUUGAAUUUGUUCAAAAUGUUUCUAUGGCUAAUUUGUUUUAUUUAUUAAUUUGUUUUUGUUGCUUUGUUUUUAAACUUUGAUUAGCUAAUAACUUGAUUUUAUUCAUUUUACCUCGCAAUACUGUGUAUUUCAUUAUUUGCUAAAAUUAAUCAUUUUAAUAUCAGGGUUUUCUGUUUUAACCACAUUCUGGGUUUGUUUGGAAUGCAUGUUUAUGUGAAGAAGAAAAAGAAAACUUUGCCAGCAAGGAACUAGAAGAAAACAAUUCUAGGGUUUUUUUUUUUGCUUUUAUAAUGGUAUCAAUUUAUCUUAUAAGAAUCAUUCUGUACGUGUCAGAUCUUAAGUAACACAUUAACAGGCCCUGGUGGAAAUCUUGACUUGAGUGUUUGAACAUCUCAUUCUCUGAAAACUUCAGAAUGUUUUACUUUCAUUUCACACCAUGUGAUGGUAGAAUUCUGUUGUAGCAAAGUACCUGGUGCCAGUACUUUAGGUCUGUGUACAUUGAUUCUACGAAACUUUAAAUCUUUUGGGGUUUUUGUUACCGUACACUUGACAUUCUUAAACAGAUUCUUACAUUCAGAUUGUUUUCAAGUUGCUGAAAAAUGUUUUCUCGCCCCCCCCCCCCCCAAUAAAACAUGAAUUUUUGUUCUUCAUUGAGAUCCUGACUGGUCCAGGGUAAGUGAAACACUUGAGCUCUUUGGGUUUCUCCAGAAUUUCUUAAUUCUAAGGCACCAUGUUCAUGUAAAUAGUUUGUUCACAAUGAACUGUUCUUAAAUUCUAACCCUGUGUGUUUAGUAAUCAUGUUUAUUUUUGUGUUCGGUCUGUAGUAACUACUAUGUGACUUAAGCAAACUAGUAUCUAGUGACACUUGUUGAGCAGUCUUGUUGCCCAUCCAUUCUGGCUUUGAAAUAUUAAAGUUGCUAACCUUUUCUUUGUACCAGUAUAUCUUGUGACCUAUUUUUAGUUCCAUCUUCUUGUUAAAUUUUCAUUUAUUCUGUUGGUUGUUGGCACCACCGAUGAUCUGCUAACUGUUCAUCUCCUUCCCUAUGUUAAGUAAAUUUCACCCAGCGUGAACCUGAUCCAUUCUUUUGAGCUGCCUUCCCAUCUCUUUUUUUUUGUGUCUUGUUUUUCUCUCUCUCUUUUUCUGGGCUCUAGGUCUCGCGUGACGUCUUUACAAGAGCCAAUCUUGAUUUGACUAUUUGUUCCUCUCACUAUCUCUAUUGUGGGAACUUGUAUUUCCAGCUCUGUCCAAGAUCCUUAGACACUAUAAAUAUCAGAGAUUUUCUUUAAAUAGCCAUAAAGCCAUAAUUUAAAUAGUCAGUAACCUAGAAACAUUCUUUAACUUGCAGCAAACUGGUAGCAACAGUUGCCCUAGAAGCAUAUAAAAUAGUCUUUGGUUUCAACAUCAAUAAAUUGCCAUUUCAGAUAGUGCACAAUAAGGUUAAGACUCAAAUGUGUCCAGAUAUAAUUAUUUUAAAUGUGUUAUUUUAAAUCUUGAUUACUUGACUAUACAUUCUGUGUGUUGAUGAUAUUGAUGUGUUUAUGUAUUCUGCCCUGUAAGUACAAUAUCUGUUUCUAGUGAUAUUUGUCUGCUCCGUUUAGCAGCACUGGAUUAAAAUUUUAAACUUGAUCACAAUUUUUUUUCAGAAGAGAUAUAGAGUUCAUUUUUUUUAAUUCAAAGGACCUGAAUGUAUACCACAGUUUGAAGAUUAUGUUAUCUUUAAUCAAAAUAAUGUCAAAAAGUCAGUAAAACUAUACAUCAGUAGGUUAACUAUUAGUUUGAGUAGCCUUUGCUGAGGGUCAAAGAAAAACUAUAACAUUUGGACUGUUGUUUUGCUUCUAGAAAAUUUGACAUGGCAUUCACUCUCCUAACUCUUUUGAGUUUGUCUUCCUUUCUUAAAAGUAUGUUAAAUCUGUUUCCUUUUAACCUUAUUUGUAUUAAUUAUUAAAGUAUGUUUCAUUGUAAUUAUAUUAUUUAUUACUUCAGUAAAUAAAAUAAUUAAUAAAGUGAA